AUGGCGUGGAUGGAGCAACUACGCAUACUGGAUCAGCGGUUUGAAUUGGAGGCAGACGAAACAGCCUAUAAGUUACACUUGGUACAUGUUCGAAGAUGUCCUAUGCUUUUGGGCUGCCUUUGCCUUCAUGGGUCGUUUGCAGUCUCACAGGCUUUGUGGUUGUUGCCGAUCACCGAAGAACGGGAGCUCUCCUUAGGAGAGACCAUCCAUUGCUUCAGCGUUUUCAUACUGUCCAUCCUCAGUUUGAUCCUCUCCAUCGCCUCCGCUUUAUGCCCAAGGAGUAGCUGGUCCUGGGAGCCCUUCUGGGCUUUCCUGGGCUUCAGCAGCUCCACACUAUUGGCGACCAGGUGGCAUAUGAUUCCAGAGGAAGGACCGUCUACAGCCAUACUCACGAUCCUAUCUGUGGUCGUAUCUUUGGCAGCCCUGCCCCUUCGAUUGUGGCUCUCAGCGAUCCUGUCGUGCUGUGCUGUGCUUGCCACCUUCAUAUCAAGUUGGUUGAAAUCUGAAGGCCAAUAUGAUGCUGGGGCAGGUCUCUGUUUCCUGAUUUUGCUGCUGCCCAUUUUUUGGUCCUACGAGAAAGACCAGCGUCAGAUAGUUCUACAGGAGGCGAUCCGAAAUCUGUCACCCAAACCUCUCGCCUGGACGUCGGUGCUGGGGUCAGGCGGCAGCUUCCUGCCCUCUGAUUUCAUGAAUCGCACUGCGAGCAAUCGUGCCGGAAAGCGAGAGGUGAAGGCUGCAGUACUUCGCUGCCGAAGCGACCUGAGGAUAGAGGAUUGCGGGUCCCACGAGCAUGCUUUCUUCGGGGAAGAUGUCUCGGGUAGGGAGUUGUUGAAUUUCUUCAAGGGUGAAGAUCGAAAGGCAGUUGCAAUGAUGUUGUCGGACGAGAUUCGAGAUCCGGUCUCGGCCCAUACUGAUUGUUUUCAAGGCCGCCGCAUGGUGGCCCGCAUCACUUUGACCGGUGUGACUGAGCCCAAGUGGCUGGCUGUAUUUUGCAAGGCGGAGCAUGCCAUUGAACUGCCGUCAAAAGCCAAGCUGAUCGACAGCAGCACCCAGACACCGGAGGAGGAAGGAACAGAGAGCCGGAAAGCGAAUCGAAACAAGACCUGGGCAGCUUCGCCCUUGGAGGCUGGGAUGUCCUGCCCGACCACUCUCGGAGGUGAGUUCCGGAAGGCCAAGCGCAAGGCGUCCACGUUGCCCUUACGACCUCGCUCCCCGGGGGUCGGCCGCUCACGAUCGCCUUCAUUGGAGAUCUUCUCGGAGGCGGCAGAUAUACGGCGAAGAGACAUUUCAGAGUUCGGUGAGGUGAGUUUGGAAUUGUCGUCCGUGACACAGCAGAGGAAUGAGUCCUCACAUUUGGACCCCGCACGCUCCAGCAGCUUGGGAGCGCGCGGCAAACGGGUGAGUUUGCUGACACCCAGUGACUGGCGACCCUCAGAUGGCAGAAGCUUGAGCUACAGCUUUUCCAUUUCACAAAAUUCCGGCUCUAACCAUUCCAAGGCAAAGUUGGACAACACCACCCAAACAGAUAUCGUGUGGAGCAACCUGGGUUGGCACUGCCGUGCCUGUUCGAAGCCCCCCAGGCCGGACGCUGGUUUGGUGCGAUCGCAAAGCAGGCCAGCGUAUCCAUCGUACGGUGUGGUCAGGAAUAUGCAGGGAGGGUGGAGCUUGGUGCACGGCCCUGUGGGUGUGGCAGAGUGGCUUCAGGAAUUCAUGAUAGCCGGCACCACAGUUCAUAGCAAGACGCUGCAUUUUCCUCUGCUUUUAGGCACCGACGGGACGGUGGAGAUGGCUGGCGGCCAGCUGUCCCUGCUAGCGGAUGGCACCCUGCGGAGAGUGGGGAAAUCCGGUCAUAGCUUUUACUUCCAGCGUGCUGAUGUCGAAUUUGAUCUGCCGGACACGGGUCUCGAGCAGGUGCACCAAGAAGGCGAAGAAGAGGAGGACAUGCCGCCCCCGCCCCGGAGUGGGACUAUGCACAGUGUGAGGAUCGGAUAG
Messenger RNA from Cladocopium goreaui, 1992 nucleotides. Lineage: Eukaryota; Dinophyceae; Suessiales; Symbiodiniaceae. The record is from the annotation of a GenBank genome assembly.